AUGUUUCUUGUCAUGGCGGCCUGGUCACGUGUGGCUGUGCUGAAUCUUUACCGAGCUCUCCUGCGCGAGGGCCGCAAUCUCCAGUACACUGACCGUGACUAUUACUAUAGAAUCAUCAAGAGGGAGUUCAGAAAGAACCAGCAACUCGCCAAGGAGGAGGAAAAAGUUAAGCAAUUGGAGAAAGGCAUCUACUUCCUGAAGAGCAAGCUCGGAGGCCUGGUGUAA
Carcharodon carcharias (great white shark) is the source of this 225-nucleotide messenger RNA. Its product is annotated as MIEF1 upstream open reading frame protein-like. The transcript has a single exon. NCBI's taxonomy places the organism in Eukaryota, Metazoa, Chordata, Chondrichthyes, Lamniformes, Lamnidae. Bases 1 to 225 code for a protein of 74 amino acids. The record is from RefSeq and is a predicted model, not a curated record.